Messenger RNA from Perca flavescens (yellow perch), 877 nucleotides. It is a transcript of the gene tmem222b, whose product is annotated as transmembrane protein 222b. NCBI's taxonomy places the organism in Eukaryota, Metazoa, Chordata, Actinopteri, Perciformes, Percidae. The transcript has 6 exons. The record is from RefSeq and is a predicted model, not a curated record. The coding region runs from base 45 to 533 and encodes 162 amino acids.
GCAGCUGUAAAUGGGACACAUGAGUUCAUUUUCCACAGCUGGUGAUGGCGGAUGUUGUUGAAAAAGACACCAUGAAGAAUUACCACAUAGCGUCUGAGAAAAUUAACCCAGAGGCCAGUCGCUAUCCAUACUGUAUUGUGUGGACACCUAUCCCCGUGUUAUCAUGGCUGUUUCCAUUCAUUGGCCACAUGGGAAUCUGUACUUCCACUGGUGUCAUCCGGGACUUUGCUGGACCUUACUUUGUCUCAGAAGACAACAUGGCUUUUGGAAGACCAACAAAGUACUGGAUCCUUGACGUGAGCAAAGUCUACGCUAGUGGCUCCAAUGCCUGGGACACGGCGGUGCACGAUGCUUCAGAGGAAUAUAAGCACAGGAUGCACAACCUCUGCUGUGACAACUGUCACUCGCAUGUCGCCAUGGCUCUGAAUCUGAUGCGCUACGAAAACAGCACCUCUUGGAACAUGGUCAACCUCUGCCUCCUUGCUCUGAUCCAUGGAAAACAUGUCAGAAGUAGGGCUGAAGCUUGUGAAUGAGGUUCCUCACCGUGAUCCCAGGGGCUCGGGCAGGAUUUUACUGGUAUGCCUUGAACCUGUUGUGUGGGAAGUAGUAAGAGUGUAUAUAGGACAUUGCUGCCUUCCCUCUGUAGUCACUUUGGUGCACAGUGGCAACUGUGUCUGCCUGUUUGUGCCACCUGUGCUAUGCCUAUGAGGUUGUCUGUUACACGGACUGACAGUUUGGCUUGUGUAUGUUGGUGUUGAUGUUGAUAUUGACCAACUAUUGUUGUUUAGAUGCUGAUCUUGUCAUUUUUAUUUUUGUAUUUUUUACAUUUAAAGUCAAAUUUACUUGUUUGGGCUAAACCUGUAUGUACUAUUAUAAU